Plasmodium gonderi is the source of this 933-nucleotide messenger RNA. RefSeq names its product variable surface protein. The record is from RefSeq and is a predicted model, not a curated record. The coding region runs from base 1 to 933 and encodes 310 amino acids. The transcript is spliced from 3 exons. NCBI's taxonomy places the organism in Eukaryota, Apicomplexa, Aconoidasida, Haemosporida, Plasmodiidae.
AUGACAGAAACAAAGCGCAUUGGUCAAUUGAAGAAUCAAAAAAAAAAAUGUUUAUAUGCUAAUUUUACCGCCUUUUUAGACUAUUAUGGAACUACUCAAAUGUCUGAUCCAUCCAAUAGCAAAAAACACGAAGUUUGGCUUAAUUUUUUGAAAUGGUUUUACGACAGUAAUGAUUUGUAUUACCAGAAUUUAUAUGGUUUGAAAUCAACUGAAUUUAAGGAGCCGUUUAAAAGUGUACUUGAAGGUAACUAUUAUAACAAUCAGAACUUAGAUUAUUUUUUGAGUAACAAGAAUGAACUAGAAAAAUUAUUGAAAUUAUAUUAUUUUGGACAAAAUGUUGGAGAUAUUAAAUCCAUACUACAAAAUCUACACGAUCCAAAUUAUAAAGUUACUUGCCAAUAUGUCAAUGAAUGUCUUCAUUUAUUUAGAGAACUUAAAAGAAAUUAUUGCCCAAAGGGAGUACCCAGUGAUUACAGCAGUAAUACUGUGUGUAACCAAUUAGGAGAGUUUGCAAAUAGGUAUGAAUAUACCCUUUAUGAACCUUUAAAAAGACAUAAUAAAAUGUCAUCCGUAGAUAAGUAUCCAGAUGCAGCACAAGUAAGAUGUGAAUUGACCGAUUCAUUGUUUUAUACUCCAUUUUGGAGUUUGUAUAAAGCCAAUGUAGAUGAGUUUACAGUAUUUGGAAAUUUUGUUGUCGCUGGUUUUGUCAUGUUUGCCGUAUACUUAAUUCUGCUAAUUUUGUACAAGUUUACACCCAUCGGACUGAGAUUUAACCCAGAAGGACAAAGAAAAGCAAGACGAAUAUGGAGAAAAGUUGAAAUGGAACAAGCCCGAAAUAAUCGAGGCGAAUAUAGUGAUGAUGACGAGAGCUUAUAUUCAGAUAAUGAAGGGUCAUCGAACACGUUUGUAUAUGGAAAUAAUAGAUAUUAUUAA